AUGGAAGCAUCAGCAGCUCCUCUCGAGGAGAACAAGCCAGUCUACAGUCCAGUGGCCAUUCAACAUAACAUGGCAGUUCUGGAAUACUGUCGGACAUGCGGAGCAUCGUUAGGCGGCGCGGCAGCCGGAAUCAUUGGACUUACUGGCAUCCAAGGGUUCUUGUUUGUCCUGUUUGUCCUACUCGCAACAAAUACGUGUAUAUUUAUAAAGGCAGGCCUGGGUCAGUCGCAUAAGUAUUUCAUCUCGUCGAAAUCAGUGGUGACUUCGUCUAUUUUCAGUUUUCUCUUCACCUACGUCUUGUUUUGGACUUUCUUCUACGGAAUUGUACACGUGUACUAA
This is a messenger RNA of Symsagittifera roscoffensis, 339 nucleotides long. RefSeq names its product ER membrane protein complex subunit 6-like. Bases 1 to 339 code for a protein of 112 amino acids. Gene Ontology annotation, biological process: autophagosome assembly; protein folding in endoplasmic reticulum. The transcript has a single exon. The record is from RefSeq and is a predicted model, not a curated record. Gene Ontology annotation, cellular component: endoplasmic reticulum; EMC complex; membrane. Lineage: Eukaryota; Metazoa; Xenacoelomorpha; Acoela; Convolutidae.